This is a messenger RNA of Glarea lozoyensis ATCC 20868, 1662 nucleotides long. RefSeq lists its product as uncharacterized. Lineage: Eukaryota; Fungi; Ascomycota; Leotiomycetes; Helotiales; Helotiaceae. The record is from RefSeq and is a predicted model, not a curated record. The transcript has a single exon. The coding region runs from base 1 to 1662 and encodes 553 amino acids.
AUGAUGCCACAAUGGAUCAAAACCGCUCACUGGAAAUUCAUCAUUCUAUCUCUCAUCCUACUCCUCACCAGCAUCCUCCUCAUCGUCAAUGCCAAUUGCUCGAAACCUUAUGGCAUAUCCGCCGAGGCACUGGUCUGCGUUGGCGGACAACUAUCUAUUCAAUCCUGGCUUGUAAUUGUCGGUCUUGAGUUUGGCUUUUUAGGAUAUUUCUUGUUCCCAAGGAUUGCAGAGGUUUUGAUAUCCAAGGUUCUCACCAGAGGGCUUGCAGGAGAUGGCAUGAGCUUUGCUAGUCUCCUAAAUUCGCAACGGACAGCGCCUUGGAAGACCCAAAUGAGAUUUGGGUUGAAAAGAGUGCUGGGAAUUCGAAUUUUGGGUGUGGUGAUUAUUUUGGUGUUCAGCAUCCUUUACAAAUACUCGUUUGUAAGGGUAGAGAGGUAUUCGAGUUUCACGCUAGAUGACACGCAAAAACCCAUUAUACUCGGAUGUAACGGUGGAGGUUGCAAUGGUGGAGUUUCGGAUAAUUUCGCUGGUGCGCUUUCAGGUACAAUGGGUUCAAGCUCCAAUAUCUCGUUCAAUCCUGGGUCUCCGAUGAGGGCGAAGCAGUAUACGCAGGUCUACGGUCCUAGCCAGCCGGCUUGGGCUCCGCAGCUCAAGACGGGCACUGAGUUUCUCUGCACUCCAACAUAUUAUUCUCGGAACAAAAUAUAUCCCAAUGACCAGUUUUGGACGCCACUAGUGGUGGGUACCGAUGUUUACAACAAUGGUGUACGAUUUUUUGAUACUUCGGGAGGUACGCUUGUGGAUGUAUACUCUGCCAACGGGACACUUCAGAUACUAUCAGCAAAAUACGGGUCCAACGCUACAACUUGCUAUACCUCGAAGCUUACAGCGAUGGUCAGUGUCUGCGUAGGUUAUGCGUCUUGGUCAGUAAACAACACGAUAACUCCGGAAGCACUCCUCCAGGAUCCUGAAGACAUCGAUUGUUAUCAGGAGAAUUUCGACUUGAUAUCUUGGGCCAACUCUCCAGGUGCUCAAUUUACCUUGAAUCUCCUUGGGGGACUUGGAUCGAAGAACAUCAACAACUUACCACAAUCGACCGCAGCCAUGAACGUUAUCCUCGCAUCACUAAAUCAUUCUGCGGCGACAAACAUUCUAGAAAGAAAGGUCAAGGCCAACUUGCUCGCAAACACUGUAAAAACAGCCAUGCCAGCGGAAUGCUCAAGCUCAACUGCUUCACAUCCAUGGGUCGUUUCUGGCGUGUCAUACAAUAAUGGUACUGGAAUGACACUCCUCGGCGCAGUACUCCAGGGGCUUGUCCUUCUCUUUACUCUUCUAGCUUUGUUGCUCCUAUUCUGGCCAACAUCUGCUCUCCUCACUGAAUGGCCAGCUCAGUGGCUCGUCUUGGCUUGUACCAUGGAACAAGCGAAAGUACAAGAGGCAGUAGAGAAUACCAGCUUUGGUAGGAAUGAGGUCGAUGGAGAGCUUUGGAUGAAUAUGACGACUGAGAAUGAUAAGAGAGUAAGCAAAUCGCCAAAAAGAAACUCUUUGAUGUUCAAUGCUGAGGUGAUUGAGACGAAGAGAAUUAGCUAUAGGAGGAGGACCGAAGAUGGGUUGAAAAGGCUGUCACAGGUUGAUAACGGUGGGCCGAGUAGCGGGGCUUGA